This is a messenger RNA of Panthera uncia (snow leopard), 1191 nucleotides long. RefSeq names its product fetal and adult testis expressed 1 (gene FATE1). The transcript is spliced from 5 exons. Lineage: Eukaryota; Metazoa; Chordata; Mammalia; Carnivora; Felidae. The coding region runs from base 205 to 756 and encodes 183 amino acids. Gene Ontology annotation, molecular function: ubiquitin protein ligase binding. Gene Ontology annotation, cellular component: endoplasmic reticulum; mitochondria-associated endoplasmic reticulum membrane contact site; mitochondrial outer membrane. The record is from RefSeq and is a predicted model, not a curated record. Gene Ontology annotation, biological process: negative regulation of apoptotic process; negative regulation of mitochondrial calcium ion concentration.
GGACCCAGCCAACAAGAUACAACAAGAACAGAAUGUGCUGGGUGCAAGGCCUGAGCCCAGUGAGGGAGUCUGACUCCACUCCCAUGCCCAGAUAUAUCUGACUUGAGCUCCUACCCCUUAAAGAGUUGAUUUUCCAAGUGCCUCUGCUGUGCCCUGCUUCCUGUGUAUCCUUGGCCAUAGUUUAAAAGUAAAAAACUGGUUGCAAUGGCAGGAGGCCCCUAUAGAAUCAAGGAGGAGAUGGAAAUGUCCAUGGCUGAAGAGCUGGUUCCUGGAAGCUGUGUGCAAAGCCAAGAGCACCUAGUGAUAGCAGAAAUGAAGGAGCGUGGAUCCCAGCCCUUGGGUGCCUCUCAUUGGCGACAAAAAUUGGAUUCAAAGGCUGCUGACUCUGGUUCAGGCCAACCAGUUUGGAAUAAGACUGCCACCCGGGCCAAGAAAAUGGGGCCCCAGGUGUCAAUACCCAGAGUGUUGAAAGAACCAGACCAUGGUGAUGCCAACCCCUGGGAGUAUCCUGGUGGCUUCCAAAGCAGGAGAUUCCAUUAUGAGCGCAACCCAGAGGCAGAUAUGGUGGCAGAGAUUGGCCUGGAAGAGCUAAAUGAACUAGAGAUGGAAGUUAUGAGAAGGCAGCUGCACGUGAUCACCUGCCAGCUGCGAGCCCUGGAGGAACAGGGUGCCACCUGGCGCCACAGGGAAACUCUGUUCUUCACCAUGCUGAUGUCAGCCUGUGUCGUCAACCUGUGGCUGUGGAUGCGCCAGUGAUGCUUCCUGCUUCCUGAGACUUCUUCUCCUUCCUUUUCUUCCCUUUUCUCCCUGGGCCACCCUUGCGCAUCCUCCUUCCAUCUCCCAGCAGCUCUUAGCAGCAUCAGGGCCAUUUUCCAACUCUGGUUACACCCUUGGCCCGGGGAGGCCCUGGCUGCUGGGAGGUAGAGGUCUGAAUGGGCUGAGGCGCAGCCACUUUGGAAGGUGAGGAGGGUGGCAUGUGGCCCCCACAGAGGCAGGUGCUUCCUGCUUGUCCAUCACAGCUCCAUGGUGACCAUCUCAGAGCUAAACCUUGCCUCUUUGCCCUAAGAGUCCCUUCUGUUCCAUCCUUUGUGGCAGGGACUUGGCUGUCUGUGUCUUCCCAGUUUUCUCCAUGUUGUGUAUGGGACUCUGCAUAGAGAACAUGCUCAAUAAAAGUUCACUGAUAACAGCAAA